This is a messenger RNA of Stylophora pistillata, 3326 nucleotides long. RefSeq lists its product as uncharacterized. Gene Ontology annotation, molecular function: calcium ion binding. NCBI's taxonomy places the organism in Eukaryota, Metazoa, Cnidaria, Anthozoa, Scleractinia, Pocilloporidae. The record is from RefSeq and is a predicted model, not a curated record.
UAACAAUCAUUGGUACCAAAGUCAUUUCUAAUUUUCAACAAACCACGAAAAUGCGAAUAUCCUUUUCAUUGAUAUUACUGGUAGUUGUUUUAACGGGACAUUUUGGCAGAGGAGAAUGUACAAAGCGAUUUAUUUCUAUGAGCACAGUAACGGCUUCGUCACAGCUUUCUCCACAAUAUUCCCCUGCGCACGCAGCUUUGUCUUCUAAAACAGCGUGGUGUCCAAAGCAAAACUUUACCGACAAAGAGUACCUGCAGGUUGAUUUUGGUGAGCGAAAGGUUGUAAGGAAAAUUCAAAUAGCCGGCGAGGCGAACCCGCCUGUUAACGAAACUGCCAGGCAUGUAACUAAGUACCUGAUUCAAGUCAGUUCGGACGGAGGUACAUAUGAAGACUUUGACGCGGUUUCAAAACCAAUGGCUGAGAUGGAAAUAAGAACCCAAUACAUCCGUCUGAAGCCACUGGAGUUUCAUAAUUUUCCCUGCAUGAGGCUUGAAAUUUACGGAUGUAAAGCAAAGGAUCCUGAACUAUGCAGUGAAAGCAAUGGGGGCUGCUCUCAGAUAUGUGAGCAACGUUCUAAGUAUUGUCUGUUCGGUAAAUGUUACUUUAACUGCAAUAUCGACUUCUUGUGUACCCGAUGGGUGGAAUGCAAGUGUCAGCCUGGAUACAAACUACUAGCAGACGGGAAGAAUUGUGCUGAUGUAAACGAGUGUGAUACCAACAAUGGCAACUGUGACCAGAUUUGUGAGAAUUCUAAAGGCAGUUAUCAGUGCAAGUGCCGCAGCGGAUUCCUAAUUGACAGUGACAAGCACAAAUGCAAUGACAUAAACGAAUGCAACAACAACAAUGGCGGUUGCAAUCAGCUUUGCAGAAAUAAUGUUGGAAGUUAUCAUUGUGAGUGCACUGUGGGAUUCGAGCUUUCAGAGGAUAACCAUACUUGUGUCGAUAUCGAUGAAUGUCAAGUUAAUAGUGGAGGCUGUAGUUAUGGAUGCCAGAAUCUUCAAGGAAGAUACAUCUGCACUUGCCCUAUCGGAUUCGAGUUGGACCGAUCGCAAAAGAACUGCAAAGACUCCAAAGAAUGCUUGCUGGCCAAUGGUGGUUGUGAGACUAACUGCCACAACAAUAAUGGCAGCUAUUAUUGCUCGUGUAACUAUGGCUUUGAAUUAUACGAUAAUUACAGAUGUCGAGACAUUGACGAAUGCUCUCGAAAUAUUGACCAAUGUAACGACACCUCUACAAGCUGCCGAAAUUAUCAAGGAAGAUACGAAUGUCCUUGCAAGAGUGGCUUCAAAUACAAACAAGGAGACUCCUACAAUUGUGACUACAUCACUUGCCCAGCCCUGUUGGAGUCUAUGGGCACAUCUGUGAGUCCUAAGUCCCAAUGCUUAGUCGUCGGCGGCAGGAAAGUGAAUGAGACAUGCAAGUUUAGUUGUAGCGAUGGCUACGAGCUUCCAGAUCCUAAUAAAGACACCCUCACCUGUAUAGAAACGGGUUCAUGGGAUGCUCCUAUCAUAAACUGCCAACGCGUAACAUGUCCAGCCCUACCCCCUAUAGGAAACGGGGAACUACUUCCGAGCAUUUGCCCAAUUUCUGGAAAUAGUUUUGGCAGCAGUUGCGUUUACAGUUGCGAUUCCGGUUACAGAUUGACCGGUGUGGGUACGAAAACAUGCCAAGCGAAUGGACAGUGGGACGACCAAACUACACCAAGUUGUAAUAAAGACUAUCCCAAGCCAUGGAUCACUUGCCCUGCAGACAUCGUUGCAGUUCUUGCACCAAACACUAAGGAACACAAUAUCACUGGGUUGCUCGGUCAACCUCAGUCUAAUGUCAAAGAUAUCCAGAUGUUUCCAGAAAAGUACCGAAGCAGUAUGUUGUUCCCAUCGGGAUCAACCAUGCUUACUUAUGUCGCCAGUAACGAAAUCGGUGAAACUGCGAAUUGUACCACAGUUGUGACCAUACAAGAUCAACAAAAACCAACCAUUACAUACUGCACGGAAGAUGUAUAUGUAGCUGUAUCAGGUUCGGAAGCUCCCAUUACAUGGCCAGAGCCAAGCUUUACAGACAACGUCGGGGUUGUAAAAGUGACCUCGACAAAGAAGCCUGGCGACACGUUUCAAAUUGGAUCGUAUACGGUACUCUAUGAAGCGUUUGACGCCGCGGGGAAUAAAGAGGGCUGCUCUUUCGUAGUGAAACUGACGCGGAAGAAGUGUGAAGAACCAAACGAACAGCCUGACAAUGGGAAAUUGGACUGCAAAACAUUCGGAGACUACAUUUACUGUUCAGUCAUAUGUAACGCUGACAAACAGUUGUUCAAGUACACUUUUGGGUCAAGCUGCAAUCCAAGUUCGUUGAUAUGGACACCCCAAGAGGUUGUAAUCGACUGUGUUGACUUUGUCACCAUGCCUUCAAAUACAUCGUGCCCUUCUCAGACAAUUCCGCAGCCCUCCCUCAUAGGUGUAAAAAAUCCACUUCAGCCAUGCGUUAAAUGUCCUCGAGGAAUGAAAUACGAGGGGUCACAAAAAGACUGCAUACCAUGCUCUAUCGGUUACACGAGUAAACAGGAAUCAAGCCUGAGUUGCAUCAAGUGUCCAGAAAAAAAAAGCACCAGAAAGGAGGGAUCGAAAACAUGCGAAGAUCUUUGCGACAAAGGGAAGUCAUCAGGAGAUGGGUUCGAUUCUCCUGACAAACAUACGUGUCAUCUUUGCAACAUUGGAUUCUAUCAAGAUCAAUAUGGCGCCACACAGUGCAAGCAAUGCCCGAAUGGACUCACUACAAUUUCGAAGGGAUCAACCUCCUUGGGUGACUGUGGAGUAACAGCAACAAUUUCUUCCUUUGGACCUCCUACCAUGAUCGUCGAUGUGGCUGAAAAUGGCAAAGUUGAAUUUCAGUGUAUGGCGUCUGGAACACCGGAACCUACAUUCGUAGUAAAAAAGACAAACCCAGUACCAGAUGGUUUCGGAGGGUCUGUCAGUGUAGAGGAUAUCAAGUCAGGUGAUGCCGUGACCGGUGUACGCUACAUAAUUCUCAGUGCGACAGAACAUGACGCUGGACUAUACUUCUGCACUGCCACCAACAAGUUUGGAUCAGAUACGAAGCAACUCACUUUGAACGUUCAAAUUUCCGGUGGAAGUGGAUUAGGAGUUUGACUGCUUGGAAGAAAUAUUGUUACGUAAAGCAACGGUACAAAACAAGUCACUGGAGUGACACAGGGAUUUCCUUUAUUCAGUUUUAGAAUCUUACUUUAACCCAUUGUGAGUUCAGUGUAUUCUGAACCAUUAUAGUUUGUGUUGUGACAAAUCAAGGAUCACCAAACAAAAUAAAUUUGAUAA